Molecule: messenger RNA, 342 nt
Organism: Lactuca saligna
Lineage: Eukaryota; Viridiplantae; Streptophyta; Magnoliopsida; Asterales; Asteraceae
Source: the annotation of a GenBank genome assembly
AUGGAUGAUAAUCAAAAGGAAAUCAUUGUAGCUGAAAAAGAGAGAAACGCCCCAAAUGUUGAUGCAACAAAGAUUGAUCAGCUUAUUCUAGACGCUAGUGAUCAAUCUGAGACUGAUGAGUAUAAAGGGUUUCUUGACUUGGGCUUUAUGGCACAAGUUGUUGUUCCUUUGAGUGUUGUUUACCCUGAUUCAUAUUUUGAGGGGGAGAUUCCUCAAGGAACCUACAAUGACAUAGAAUCUAAGGAUAAAAAAAUCAAUCCUCGGAAGAGGAAGGCUUCCUUCUCAGGGCGAGUCACUGACACUAAAACUGGAAGCUCUUCUACCACUAGUGAUGGAGCAUAA